Messenger RNA from Emericellopsis cladophorae, 765 nucleotides. RefSeq names its product V-type ATPase. The transcript has 3 exons. Gene Ontology annotation, biological process: vacuolar acidification. Gene Ontology annotation, molecular function: proton-transporting ATPase activity, rotational mechanism. Gene Ontology annotation, cellular component: vacuolar proton-transporting V-type ATPase complex; fungal-type vacuole membrane. NCBI's taxonomy places the organism in Eukaryota, Fungi, Ascomycota, Sordariomycetes, Hypocreales, Bionectriaceae. The coding region runs from base 1 to 765 and encodes 254 amino acids. The record is from RefSeq and is a predicted model, not a curated record.
AUGAAGGCCAAGCUGAAAGGCGCAGAGACUGGUCACAGUCUAUUGAAGAGGAAAAACGUUUCCGAGGUUGGUGAAAAAUUGGCCAAGAAAUCGGAAGAGCCCACUGACAUAUAUCGAUCAGAGAUCACUCGCCGAAUUGACGAAGCGAAGCGAAAGAUGGGGCGUGUCAUGCAGAUCGCAGCCUUCUCCCUGGCCGAGGUGACAUAUGCUGUGGGCGGGGAUAUCGGAUACCAAGUUCAGGAGUCGGCCAAGUCAGCUCGUUUCCGUAUCCGCACGAAGCAAGAGAACGUCUCAGGUGUCUUUCUGCCGGCUUUUGAGAGUUACCUUACCGAGGGUAACAACGACUUUGGGCUGACAGGUCUCGGAAAGGGAGGUCAACAAGUACAGAGGGCGCGAGAAACAUAUGCGCGCGCUGUCGAGGCACUCGUUGAGUUGGCCAGCUUACAGACCGCCUUUGUUAUUCUGGACGAGGUGAUCAAGGUUGUGAACAGGCGAGUGAAUGCCAUUGAGCAUGUCAUCAUCCCCCGGACGGAGAAUACCAUCAAGUACAUCAACUCUGAGCUUGACGAGCUCGACCGUGAGGAGUUUUACAGAUUGAAGAAGGUCGCCAAUAAGAAGCAGCGCGACGUUGCUGCUGCGGAUGCGGAAAUGAAGGCCAAACGCGAAGCACAGGAAGCCAAGGAGGACGGGCGAGAGCAGGGGAAGGAUAAUGCUUCGUCUGGAGAUGUUCUCGGAGCCGGGGAAGAUGAGGAUGUCAUCUUCUAA